GUAGACAGAUGUGUCGGGAUCUCAGCGCCUCGGCUAGCGUCACGAUAAGGCAGAUCUUACCAGCUGUCAGCCAUCGAUUCUGAAAAGUUUUACUACUGGUUGCAUCGAUAAAAGCAAAAUUAAAGGGGGAAUCUUGACCAAGUGAGGUUUACAAUUCCGGAAAUAAAUCACGAGUCAAUUUUGCUGAUGAUGGAUAGUGAUAUUAAUUACAAUAUGCUUUCUCAAAGUAACAAUGAAAAUACUACCAAUACUCCUGUACACAAUGACAUUCCUACGCUCACAGUAGCUCUGCCUGUUGUUCAAAACAAUGUACAUGGUCACAAUGGUGCUAUCGGUACAGCUCAAGCAGUCCCUGCUAUAAGAAUGGGAUGUGGUGACACGGAAGAAAUUCCGCCACCCAAACCAGAUUUUUCGGCACCUCCUCCUUAUGAAGUGGCUACAAAAUUACCCAGUUAUGAGGAAGUACAACGAGAAAAGACAUUGCAAGGAGAAACUACUCCACAUUCUCAGCCACAAAUGCGCACGCCUGGCAUCAGACCACAACAACCGUUAACGAUCCUUGCUAUAGACACGGAAGUAACCGAAGGGGAUCCAGAAAGUGGUUUGCUUGGCACAGAUUUUAUGUUUUUUACAGCGUUUCUUGUCGCCUUUUUGUUUAAUUGGAUUGGAUUUCUACUUUUGAUAUGCUUCUGUCAUACCAUUGCAUCUCGAUAUGGUGCACUAUCUGGAUUUGGCCUCUCUUUGACUAAGUGGACUUUAAUUGUCAAACAUUCCACUGACCUAGUUUCUCGUGAGAAUGCAUGGGUUUGGUGGCUAAUUAUGGCAUUUGGAAUUCUUAUUUGCGUACGCGCCGUCAUCCAAUAUCUGAACAUCAAACGUGGAUGGAGAUUACUUUCUGGCAGAGCUCAAGAACGCUUGCUGUUUUUGUACUAAAACGAUAAUGUUGCACCUGUACCCACUUCGCUUUAGAGUAUUUGGCAUUUCUAAUCGGGGUUGUACUUGUACAAUAUAUAAUCAACAACCGCGUGCAAUAUUAUAGUUUACGUAGAAGAGACCAACGAGAAAAUUUAAUAAAUAUGUGGAUAAUACCCUUAAACACUUA
Messenger RNA from Orussus abietinus, 1102 nucleotides. RefSeq names its product NEDD4 family-interacting protein 1-like (gene Ndfip). Gene Ontology annotation, molecular function: WW domain binding. Gene Ontology annotation, biological process: metal ion transport; positive regulation of protein ubiquitination; ubiquitin-dependent protein catabolic process. The transcript has 6 exons. Lineage: Eukaryota; Metazoa; Arthropoda; Insecta; Hymenoptera; Orussidae. Gene Ontology annotation, cellular component: Golgi apparatus; perinuclear region of cytoplasm; endoplasmic reticulum. Bases 187 to 933 code for a protein of 248 amino acids. The record is from RefSeq and is a predicted model, not a curated record.